UAACAAACCUCCAGCCUCUGUCUCUACCAGUGCCAGACUCUGCUCUGUUGCCGACUCUUCCUCCUCCUCCACUCGAUCACUCACUCCCAUUCCCUGAUCGUUCAAUCGCAUGGGGAAUGUGGACGCGGCGGUGCCGGCGGAGACGACGGAGUUCACGAGACGGGUGCCGGUGCCUCCGGCGCGGCCUUUCCUCGACACCUUCAGGGCCAACCUGAAAGAGACCUUCUUUCCGGACGACCCGCUCCGCCAGUUCCGCCACCAGACGGGGCCCCGCAAGCUCCUUCUGGGUCUGAAGUACUUCCUCCCCAUCAUCGACUGGGCCCCCACCUACUCCGCCUCCAUCUUCAAGUCCGACCUCAUCGCCGGGAUCACCAUUGCCAGCCUCGCCAUCCCCCAGGGCAUCAGCUACGCCAAGCUCGCCAACCUGCCUCCCAUCCUCGGUCUAUAUUCGAGCUUCGUACCGCCUCUGGUGUACGCUAUGAUGGGGAGCUCCCGCGACUUGGCCGUGGGCACGGUGGCCGUGCCCUCGCUCUUGAUCGCAUCCAUGCUGGGGAAGGAGAUCUCGCCGGCGGAGGAACCGGCACUGUACUUGCACGUAGCCUUCACUAAUUGCGAACUUUACAUUUACUGA
This is a messenger RNA of Zingiber officinale, 631 nucleotides long. Its product is annotated as sulfate transporter 3.1-like. Gene Ontology annotation, molecular function: secondary active sulfate transmembrane transporter activity. Gene Ontology annotation, biological process: transmembrane transport. Lineage: Eukaryota; Viridiplantae; Streptophyta; Magnoliopsida; Zingiberales; Zingiberaceae. The record is from RefSeq and is a predicted model, not a curated record. Gene Ontology annotation, cellular component: membrane. The transcript is spliced from 2 exons. The coding region runs from base 110 to 631 and encodes 173 amino acids.